CUCGUGGACAUGGUCUCUGAUGUUAUUGCACCUGUACAAUCACGAAAAAAGCAAGGUCAUCGCCGGCUCGCCCGGCCCUAGUCGUUUAGAUCCACAUUCAGUAUAUGUGACAUGCUCAGUGCUUGUUAUAGUCUGGUCAGUGACUACGUUCAAUGUUUCAACAACGUCCUCUCCAAUUUAAAUUUCUCACCAACAACACGCAUCUACUGGAAUCAGCCAACCUUUACGCACACCCAUCUCACUCAUUUUCUCAACAUUAUCCCCGCCGCACGACAUAUUUAUCCUCCGUGUUGGUAUUCCCCGACGUGGCUGCAAAAUUGAGUUUCUUUCUUAUUGGAUUUUAUUUCUUUCCGUUGACAGUAUUGACGUCUCGUCUCUUGUUACUGAUGGUGAUGAUCGUAUUUUCCGUCGCCUGCCUUACGAAGUUCAAACUUCCAGCACGUUCACACCCAAGGCUGUCGGCCGAAUAUCCCUCUCGCCUACGCACUUACACUACACCAGGCUCAGUGAGAGCUCAGAAGAAUUCUCGCAUUGUCGAUCGUGACUGAACGCGUGUCCUUCGUUAUGGGGCGUCUUCUUUCCCUCACAAAUAGUGGGCAUUCCAUGAGGACGAUAGUAACGUGCGGUUGUCUUGUUUGUUAGGGGGAUCGUGGAGCCUGCCUGACAGCAGUUUGCGUGCGGAUCACUGCAUCAACUUGUCACGGUCCCACUUCACAAAGAAUUCUAGAG
This is a messenger RNA of Suillus subalutaceus, 729 nucleotides long. RefSeq lists its product as uncharacterized. Lineage: Eukaryota; Fungi; Basidiomycota; Agaricomycetes; Boletales; Suillaceae. The transcript has 2 exons. The record is from RefSeq and is a predicted model, not a curated record. Bases 153 to 548 code for a protein of 131 amino acids.